Sander lucioperca (pikeperch) is the source of this 3957-nucleotide messenger RNA. RefSeq names its product tyrosine 3-monooxygenase/tryptophan 5-monooxygenase activation protein, beta polypeptide a (gene ywhaba). The coding region runs from base 186 to 920 and encodes 244 amino acids. The record is from RefSeq and is a predicted model, not a curated record. Gene Ontology annotation, biological process: signal transduction. Lineage: Eukaryota; Metazoa; Chordata; Actinopteri; Perciformes; Percidae. Gene Ontology annotation, cellular component: cytoplasm. The transcript is spliced from 7 exons.
CCCCUGGCGCGGUCGCCAUGGAUACUGGCGGGGGGAGGGGUGGGGUUUAGAGGAAGCGGAAGUGUCAGAGCAGGCGGAAGUGGUACUGCCCUGAAUACCCUGAGCAGCGAGCGGAGGACGGCUUGAUUAACUCCCAUCGUUCAGAGAAUAAAAUCGGGAUUUCUAGUACGCUCUAAAUCCUCAAAAUGGAUAAGAACGACCUGGUGCAGAAAGCCAAGCUGGCCGAGCAGGCCGAGCGCUACGACGACAUGGCGGCUGCCAUGAAGGCCGUGACGGAGCAGGGCCUGGAGCUCAGCAACGAAGAGCGCAACCUGCUCUCUGUCGCCUACAAGAACGUGGUGGGGGCCCGCCGCUCAUCCUGGCGCGUCAUCUCUAGCAUCGAGCAGAAGACGGAGGGGAACGAGAAGAAACAGCAGAUGGCCCGCGAAUACCGUAUGAAGAUCGAGGCUGAACUCCAAGAAAUCUGCCACGACGUGCUGAAUCUGCUCGACAAAUUCCUCAUUCCCAACGCAUCUCAGGCGGAGAGCAAGGUGUUCUACCUCAAAAUGAAAGGAGACUACUUCAGAUACCUGUCAGAGGUGGCCUCUGGGGACUCAAAGAAGGACACGGUGGACAGCUCUCAGCAGGCCUACCAGAAAGCCUUCGACAUCAGCAAGAAGGACAUGCAGCCAACACACCCCAUCCGGCUGGGCCUGGCCCUCAACUUCUCCGUCUUCUACUACGAAAUCCUCAACUCGCCCGAGCAGGCCUGCACUCUGGCCAAGCAGGCUUUCGACGAGGCGAUCGCCGAGCUCGACACCUUGAACGAGGACUCGUACAAAGACAGCACGCUGAUCAUGCAGCUACUAAGGGACAACCUCACUCUCUGGACAUCAGAAAACCAGGGAGACGAGGGCGAAGCCGGCGACGGGGAGAACUAGAGCGCACUUCACUGUUAACCCAUCCCCACUCUUCCUCCUCCUUUGAUCUCUCUCUCUCUUCCUCUUUCUCCUCUUCUUCCCCCCUCAUUCGUACACAUAAAACAGCCCGUUCAUUCCCCUCGUCCCACUUUUUCAAGCCCAGCCUCCCGACCUCCCUUCUGUAUAACCAACAGCAUGAAUAGUACCUGACCUUCACAGGAUGGAUGGGGGGGGGGAGGGAAAAAAAAAGGAGAGGGGGGGGGGCGAGAGAAAGUACUCCAUCACCCCGCGAUCCCUCCCUCCCUCCCUCCCCUUUGAUCAUGGCACUCCGAGGCAGGCCAGCAGCCUAAACGCACUGGUCAAUGUAGUCUUCUAGCACGCAGGGAGGGGUUUUUAUCCAAAACUACAAAAUAACGCGUCUUUUAGGGCCCACACUUUUUUUUAAAUCUUCCUCCUCCAUUCCUUCCGCUCUUCCCUCACUCCUCUUCCCUCCUCCCUGACAUCUUCCUAACCCCUAGUGAGUUAAUGCACAUAUAUAGUUGUCCACUACCCCCACCCCACCCCCCUCCCUCGCUCUAUUGAGUUUAAUGCACUUCUAUAGUCCAACCCUUCUCUUUUGGCUUUUCUUAGUGUACUGGCAAAUGGCUGGUUUUAUUCCACUUUAAACAACGACAACAACAACAAAAGGUUAUUAAACUGUCUGUUUAUUUUCAACAAACACUGUGAUGCUUAGUUUUUCCUCCACCUCGCCCGCCAGAUCCCCGUUUGGUGGCGAGAACGAUAUUCAGCUGGGGGUGGGGGGGUGGGGGCGUGUUUGAGCAGCAGUGCGAUUCUGCUGACGUUUAUACAGAAGGGUCCUCCUACAAGGCUGUAUUGUGACACUGACAAAUCUUAAAAAACCAGAGCGUUUCUACCUGCUGUGUAAUCAAACACACGUUUAAUUUUAUUUUUUUUUAUUUUCUAACUCCGACCGGGAGUUUUACUCAACGCCAAUUCUGCGUUCUUUUCAGUUCGGAGCGAAAACUAAUUUGGGAACUUAUUUAAAAAAAUAAAAAUAAUAAAAAAAAGCAUUCCAUCUUAAAUUUGAGAAGAUUUUCGACGUUUUCACAACAAGCGAGGCGUGCCUGCUCCCUGGGAUCGGCCUCCAGUCCAACAGCAGCACUGCGGUCCCUAACGUUAGUUCCUUAACAUGUUCAUCUCCCCUUGCGAUUGCGUUUUCCUUUCUUUUUUUUGUUGUGUAUAACAACUCUUUAUUUCCAGUUUUUGAAAACUGUAAAAUUGUAAAACAUUUUUUAGAGCUUAACUGUAAAUCUGUCUUUUGGAAAAACAAAGCGGUUUGUCGAUGUUGUUCGUUAACACCUGCUUGCAAUGAAAACCUUGAAGCCGUUACGCUCGCCUGCUGUCUUAUGCUUUGGCAUUUUUGACCAGAUUAUUUUUUUUUUUUUGGUACUUUUUCCUUAUAUAGCCCCUUGAUUGACAAGUCUACAAAAAAGUCUUAGGUUUCCACUCGCUGCUGAAUGGUCCAUCUGCCAACAAGAAUGCAUGCCAUCAUUUAUCGCCGUGGAAAUCUCCCGCAAGAAUGGAGUGGGGAACUUGUACCCUCUGUGGAUCGACACUUACACUUCCUGCUUCCUCGUUUCCAAAAUAUGAAUGGCAGUCAUGGCAGUUAGCCAAAUUUUAUUUCUCACUAUGGCCAGGCCAAGACCCGCCCUUCAAUAGCAGCUCGAUUGGUUGAGGUUAGGCAUCGACCUCAAGUGGUUAAGGUUAGGAUAGCCGAUAGAUCGGGGGUAGGACCUGAAGAAAUGGGGUUACGUUACCUUGCAUAAACAUGGACGCCUGGCCAAUAGUAGUGUGUGAAUGCUAUUGAGGGGAAAAAUUUCAGUUAGGCCUGCUGUUAUUACUUCUAAGAUGUUCAAGAUUGGAGUAUCCGCUAACUGCCUUAAUAAAACCAAAGUUGAGUUGAGCUUCAAAGUUCAUUCUUGAUCUUAAACGGGCUAAAAAUAUAUUUUUCCUUUUGAUUAAUAACUAUAACAAAGGUUUCACCAAAUCCAACAUUUUUAUUCAGUACUUGGUGUAAGUCGGGCCCUUUUGUUUAAGGCUUAACCCAGCUGACUGAAAAAAAUGUAGGAAGCGGUGAUUUUAAGUGUCCCCCUUGGUGUAAAUUUCAGUCCACGACAGGUACGUGAGUGGAAGGAGCCCAAUCUCCCGGCAGCCGAUCAGCCAAUCAUCUGUUUGUGGAAGUGAGAACCUGUAGUUUGGAUCAGGCUUGAUGUGUUCAAGCUAGAGUUCAUAAACAUGCAUAAAUGCCGUGGCAACCUUUUUUUUUUUUUUUUUUUUUAAGAUUCUCUUUUUGACUACAUGUAGAAAAGAGCGAGAAGACUCGCUGAGCAGUUGACGGUACAAUAUCCCGGCUCAUUUUCAGAUCUGAUCUUUUACAAUAUGUACAUUUUGGACUCGUGGUUUCUCUUGUUAGACGACUGCGCCCCUACCAAUAGCGAGGUACUGCACGUGUUCAUAAAGCGGUUGAGAACUAAACUUUGGUUCCAAACUUAAAAUAUCGGGGGAUGUCAGCCGACCACAGAGCAGACCCGUGAGUCUGAUCCACUCAGUGUCACAAUAACCUUGUCGCCAUCUCAACAUUCCACCCUUUUUAGGUGUAGAAAAGUCAUGUCUCAAUGUUUGUUUUCUUUUGCUGGAGACAAAUGUUUUCAUGCACUGAAGUUUAAAAGGUAAAAAAAAAAAAAAUUAAAAAAAAAAGAUUCCUCCCUGCCGCUCUUUUUCUCGUUAGCUGAACAAAAAAGGCAGUUAUUCUACGCUUUAUAAGGACAAAAAAAAAAUUAUCCCAUGCAGUAGUGAAUGUGGCACCGAGCCUGUCUGUAUAUCUGGUAUCUCAAAUCGUUUCUGUUUUUACUGACCAGUAUUACGCUUAAAAUAAAAAGGAAAGACAAAAAAAUACCCCCCCAAAAAAAACCCAACAAAAAAAGUUUGCUUCUGUGACGGUUUUAUUGCUUAGCGCGCACGUGGUCGUGAAAAUUUAGACUUAGCUUAAGGACACCAA